AUGCCCGCUCUUCUCCAACAGGUUGACCCUUCUCCAAUUCCUAUAGACCGCCUUCCUCCAGAGCUCUUGAUCGAAAUAUUUGCGCUAUGUGGUCAGGAUGCCGACCACGGUCUCACUCCGCUUACCCUCGGAAGCGUCUGCCACUAUUGGCGGGACACUGUCUAUAGCUCAUGUCGUGUAUGGCAGCAUCUCUAUCUAAAUGACAUGCGCAACCCGCAUGCUUCCCAAUGCCAAGCUAGGCUUUGGCUUGCGCGAUGUCAUCCAUUGCCCAUCUACAUCCAUGUCCACCUCGAUCAAUCUGUAGACAUGCUGCUACCUCUGCUUUCUCCCAUCUUGCCACUGCUGUACCUAUGGGGGAGAUGCACCAUCACCGGAAAGCUGCAGGAAGAUAUCGAAUUUCCAGAGUUGGGGGAGACAAAAGGUCGGUUGGCCCAGCUGCAGGUCAUCGUGAAGGGCCUCUCCGGGACGGACGGAAACCCUGAUUCUGAUGUCGAUGGAGAGCCCGUACCCACAUUCCGCUCAUUCCACCCAUUGGGACCAAAUCUCUAUCAUGAUGUCCUUAUGCGCGUCUCGGUCAGCGCCCUGCCGGAGCUGAACCUCAUGUCACCCCUCCGUAUCACCUCACUCACCAUAACCGAAUAUUCCCUCUCAGUUUCGACCGACGCCGCGCGCAUGCUCGGAUUUCUCACCUCGCUGCCCUUGCUCCAUACGUUCAAUUUCUACGGUUGGCCUCACGAGAGCACGACCGAAGCAAACGGCUCUCUUUCUCCCGUGGUGCCCCUUCUGCGUCUGCGUACGCUGCUCCUGCGCAGUACGUGCGCGGUACGGACACUGCUCUCGCACAUUCACGCGCCAGCCCUGAGGGAGCUGUAUCUCGAGCACACGAACGUCGACUUCGAGCUGCUGCACGACCCGUACGCGCACGCACACGAGGACGGCGACAGCGAGGACGAGGCGCACGACUUCUCACAGAGCCCGUGGAGCGACCACGCGACGGGCAUGGGCCUGCGCACGCUCGUGCGCCGCAGCCGCCCCCCGCUGCGCGUGCUCGAGAUGGACUAUGCGGACAUGCGCACGAAGGACUUUCGGUGGUGUUUCGACCGCCUCGACCAACUGCAAGAGUUCCGCAUCGUCGCAUCGGACAUGUCGAAUACCGUCAUUGGCAUGCUCGCGCCGUUCAGGCCUAAUGCGCGACCGUCACCCAUCGUGGACGGGGAUGGUGCAAAGCCGACUGUUGAGCAGGAGGUCGCGCCGCUGCGCGUGCGCCUCCCGCAUUUGAUCAGCCUCGAGCUAUGGCAUUGCCAGCGGUUGGCGGGCGACGCGGUCGUCGCUGCUCUGUGCGAGCGGGUCGCUUUUACUGAUGCGGCUUCUGUCGGAAACGCUGAGGUCGAGACGCUGGGCGAUGUCGCGGUCAUUGGGUGCUCGGACUUCCUGUUCCACCAUGCGGUGGAACUCGCGCCUGUGCUGGGGAACCGGUUGCGCAUAACAUGA
Messenger RNA from Sparassis crispa, 1491 nucleotides. RefSeq lists its product as hypothetical. The transcript has a single exon. Lineage: Eukaryota; Fungi; Basidiomycota; Agaricomycetes; Polyporales; Sparassidaceae. The record is from RefSeq and is a predicted model, not a curated record. Gene Ontology annotation, molecular function: protein binding. The coding region runs from base 1 to 1491 and encodes 496 amino acids.